AUGGAUGUAGCUCUCGAGCUUCUCGAUCCUCUCAUUCUGGAUAAGGCCUAUGCCUGGGCGUUGCCUUAUCCGGGCGUCAGCAACUCCUCAGAUCCCAUUCUCUCGGCUGGCGACGAGGCGCCUACGUCUCUAUGGUCGCGCGACAACAUUUAUCGUCAAAUUAUAUCGAUUCUCGUCCUCACUCAAAUCGGCGCGACUUCCCUCUACCUCAUUUUCAGCGCUCUAUCCUACUACUUCGUAUUUGACCGACGGCUCGAGUACCAUCCUCGCUUUUUGAAGAAUCAAGUCCGCCAAGAAAUCAAAUCAUCGCUGUCCGCCGUUCCGUUUAUCAACAUUCUCACCCUGCCUUUUUUCCUGGCUGAGGUCCGUGGCAAAAGCUUGCUUUACCGCAACGUGAGCGACUAUGGCUGGUCCUGGAUGUUGAUCUCGUCAAUCCUGUACAUGGCUUUCAAUGAUAUUGGCAUCUACUGGAUUCAUCGCCUGGAACAUCACCCCAGCGUGUACAAAUAUAUUCACAAGCCGCAUCACAAAUGGAUCGUUCCCACGCCAUGGGCUGCAUUGGCUUUCCACCCGCUUGAUGGAUAUGUGCAGUCUCUGCCAUACCACGUCUUCGUCUUUAUUUGUCCAAUGCAGAGACAUCUUUACAUGGCCCUCUUCGGUGCUGUCCAGAUCUGGACCAUCCUGAUUCACGACGGUGACAUGAUCACGGGCCAUUGGACGGAGAAGUUCAUCAACAGUCCCGCGCACCACACAUUGCACCAUAUGUACUUCACCGUCAACUAUGGGCAAUACUUCACCUGGGCCGACAACUAUUUCGGCUCGCACAGGGCACCGGAGCCAGCGCUGGAUCCUCUCCAUGAUGCGCUCAAGGUGAUGCGGGUGAAAGGGCUCGUGGACGAGCAGGGAAACCUAAUCAAAAAGCCAAAGGGGGAGUAA
Messenger RNA from Aspergillus chevalieri, 936 nucleotides. RefSeq names its product sterol desaturase family protein. Gene Ontology annotation, biological process: lipid biosynthetic process. The record is from RefSeq and is a predicted model, not a curated record. NCBI's taxonomy places the organism in Eukaryota, Fungi, Ascomycota, Eurotiomycetes, Eurotiales, Aspergillaceae. The coding region runs from base 1 to 936 and encodes 311 amino acids. Gene Ontology annotation, molecular function: oxidoreductase activity; iron ion binding. The transcript is spliced from 3 exons.